AUGAGUACGGUUGGGUCGCGGCGUUUGCGCCUAGCAUUUUGUUUUUCUUUCAUUUUCUCAUCGGGCUCACCAUGCAGUAUUCUGGGCAUGUACUUGUUCGGUGGUAAGUUUUGCAAGUUCAACGAAGACAAUGGCACCGAGAGGGAUUGUACUUGCCCUGAGAUCAUAUCGAAUCAUCCCAAAUGUGAAUGUGACAGAAAACAUUUUAAUAACAUCUUAUGGGCUACGGUCACUGUCUUUCAGGUGUUGACACAAGAAGAUUGGAACGUUGUUUUAUUUAAUGGAAUGGAAAAAACAAGCCACUGGGCCGCGUUGUACUUUGUCGCAUUGAUGACAUUCGGCAAUUAUGUAUUGUUUAACUUACUUGUGGCUAUUUUGGUAGAAGGGUUUAGUUCAGAGCGAAAUGAAAGACGGGAGCGGGAACAACGGGAAUUGGCAAAAUCGAAAUUAUCAAGCGAAUGUUUUUCCGACAACCACGAAUUACAAUACAAUGAAUCAAAUUCCGGAUCGAACUCGAGUGACAGUUUUUCUCAGAAUGAAAUUAAAAACUUCUGGAAAUCUGCGGAUGAUAUUCGAAAAGCCAAAGACGACCCGAAUAGUAAAGAAAAAGCAAUCAAAUCAAAAAAAAGAAAACCAAAACCCGCAACACAUAAUUCGACGUUAUGUAAAGAUUGUGCCCACUCCAACAAAUGCAAUAUACAAAAGGAAUCUAAAUUGCUAGCGUCGAGUUCAAUUAACGAACACAGCAACAGUACAGUUGUUCCUAUGAUCACUCACACAGCCGCGACACCUCAAGACUCACCGUCCACUACUCUAGAGCCUGGAGCAUCAUUCAAAGAUUUCAAAGUAGCUCUUAGCUUGGAGAGAUCAUCAAUGUUAUCCAGUUUGGAUUCAAUCGACCGAACUUCCUGUACCAGUAUACCAGGUUUGCUAAAGCCUCCAAAUAGUUAUACCCUAACCCUACAUUCCGCGGCAGCCGCUUUAGGGGCCGAAAAGGCCAGACUCCCUGUCUCUUUAGCCCCUCCACCUCUAACCCUAGCACUACCGCCAUCCAGAGCCACUUCACCUGGUACUCCAACAACACCAAAGUCUCUCCCUUCGCCGAUGAUACCGGAGAAGAACCUCCAAGUUACAAUAGCUAAAGAGGGUAACUGUCUCAAUGUUAGCGAAAAAUCCAGCUUGCUGAAUUCACAAAGAAGUCUCAUCAUUACAACACCAACCCCAAAUGGAGAAGAUAAAUGCAGGGUACAGCGUGGAUACAGUUGGAGGUUGUCCAGGCCAAGCUUAAGAAAGAAGAAACAGAGAACAGGCUCAGACUCUGACGCUGUUAUACUGAAUAAUGGACGAGAUCACAUUGCUUGCAAUGGUUCAAGUCUACGAAGAAAUGACAUUCUGCUUUCAUCGUCUAUUGUCAUAAAGAAUGAUACGCAGUCUGAGAUGCCUUAUAGAUCUCGCGGCCAGCUCCCAGUGCGAGUUUUGGCUCCACCAGCGAGAAGAGUUUCCGCCCAUGCAACACCUAUACUACCUGAUGUAUCGUGGAAAGCUCCAGAGGCGGGUUUUUCGUCGGAUUCAACUGUUCGAUUAGAUGCCAAAGCACCUCCCCACAGACUGUCUUUAACUAAUGACCUUUUGACAGUAACAACAGUGUCGGAGGUGAAAGCGAGUAAUUUAAUACCAAGCGGUCAACAGCAAUUACCGCCCCGAGCCCUUAACGAAGCAUUGCCCAAAGCAAAUAACCAACCUUUACCAUUAAUUAAACAAAUUAAUGAAGAGGUGGCGAUAAAUAAUGUCUGUAUAUUCUCAUCGAGAUUCGACCGGAGCAGAUUUAGAUUUAAGGAUCUUUUUCGCUUUAUGGAGCCGACAGGGUGUCUUAAAGAAAAAGAGGAUUAUUCUCUUUACAUAUUUUCUCCGGGUAAUUGGAUAAGAAGAUUUUGCACAUGGAUGGUAACCCGAAGUUGGUUUGACAAUAUAGUGCUACUAUUCAUUGCCCUUAAUUGCAUCACACUUGCCAUGGAGCGACCGAAUAUACCACCAGACUCUAAGGAGAGAGCUUUUUUAUCGAGUGCUAAUUAUGUAUUCACAGUGGUCUUUGCCGUUGAAAUGUUUAUAAAGGUUGUGGCAUCUGGAAUGUUUUACGGCUCUGAGGCAUACUUCACCUCGGGGUGGAAUAUUAUGGAUGGCUCGUUAGUGAUCAUAUCUAUUAUCGAUUUACUAAUGUCUCUAGUAUCAGAAUCGAGCCCGAGGAUAUUCGGAAUAUUACGAGUGUUCAGGUUGUUAAGAUCCUUACGACCUUUGAGAGUGAUCAAUAGAGCUCCCGGAUUAAAACUGGUUGUUCAAACGUUAUUAUCAUCAUUACGACCUAUCGGAAAUAUCGUGUUAAUAUGUUGCACAUUCUUCAUAAUAUUUGGCAUUCUGGGAGUUCAGCUGUUCAAAGGGGCGUUCUUCUAUUGUGAAGGCGCCAACAUCAAGACUGUGAAGAACAAAUCCGAUUGUCUGGCAAUAGAGGGGAACGUGUGGGUGAACAGGAAAUACAAUUUCGAUGAUCUCGGGAAGGCUUUGAUGUCGUUGUUCGUUCUCAGCUCGAGGGAUGGUUGGGUCAAUAUCAUGUAUACAGGACUCGAUGCGGUCGGCGUUGAUCAACAGCCAAUAGUGAACUACUCGGAAUGGCGUCUUCUCUACUUCAUUGCUUUUAUCCUACUAGUGGGAUUCUUUGUUCUGAACAUGUUUGUGGGAGUUGUGGUUGAGAACUUCCAUCGAUGUCGAGAAGAACAAGAGAAAGAGGAAAGAGUGAGAAGAGCAGCAAAAAGAGCGUUACAGAUGGAGAAAAAGAGACGAAAGAUGCAUCAAAGGCCGUACUAUUCCGACUAUUCACAAACACGCCUGUUUGUGCACAACGUUGUUACUUCGAAAUACUUUGAUUUAGCCAUUGCCGGUGUCAUUGGUCUGAACGUUGUCACUAUGGCAAUAGAAUAUUACAGAAUGCCACCCGCACUGCAGUACGCUUUGAAAAUUUUCAACUAUUUCUUCACUGCCGUAUUCAUUCUCGAGGCGGUGAUGAAACUCGUUGCACUCGGCUUCAAGAUUUACCUGAAAGACAAGUGGAACCAACUGGAUGUAAUCAUCGUUAUACUAUCCAUCGUUGGUAUUGUUUUAGAAGAGCUAGAGACUAAUAUAAUACCCAUUAAUCCAACUAUAAUGAGAGUUAUGCGCGUUCUUCGGAUUGCAAGGGUAUUGAAGCUAUUGAAGAUGGCAAAGGGGAUACGGGCAUUGCUGGACACAGUGAUGCAAGCUCUUCCACAAGUUGGGAAUUUGGGAUUAUUAUUUUUUCUACUCUUUUUCAUUUUUGCGGCUUUAGGCGUGGAACUGUUUGGUCGUUUAGAAUGCUCAGAUGAAAUUCCCUGCCAAGGUCUCGGUGAACAUGCCCACUUUGCUAAUUUCGGAAUGGCAUUUCUAACGUUAUUCCGGUACUGUAGACUGUGUGCGUAA
Molecule: messenger RNA, 3486 nt
Organism: Pieris macdunnoughi
Lineage: Eukaryota; Metazoa; Arthropoda; Insecta; Lepidoptera; Pieridae
Source: the annotation of a GenBank genome assembly